This is a messenger RNA of Pelagomonas calceolata, 1136 nucleotides long. NCBI's taxonomy places the organism in Eukaryota, Pelagophyceae, Pelagomonadales, Pelagomonadaceae. The record is from the annotation of a GenBank genome assembly.
GCCUGGCAUUCGAUCAGCUCGGCGUCUAAUAGCGCCCGACGUAGCGCGAUGAAGCACAGAUAAACAAUCUCACGAGUUCGGCCCAAGCCCAAUCGACGCCGCCGACCAAAAAUCGCGGCUCGCAGGACACGCGCCGUCAAAAUACCUGGAAAUCACAGCUGAAACCAGGCCUGACCACCCGUCAGGGACGCCCGCCGCCGACGCCCACCCCAGCUCCCAGCUCCCAUGGCCCACCGCCGCGGCUCCACCACCGAGCUCGCGGCUUUACUAGCGGCGCUCGACCUCUCCGCGUUUUUGCCGGCCUUCGUCGAGGACAAUUUGGACGACCGGUCCCUCGUUUCGCUGCGCGAGGGCGACCUGCGGGCGCUAGGUAUUCCGGCGACAGCUAGAAGACGGUUUCUGGAGGCCGUCGACGAGAGGAGGCAUGUGCCGGAGGCCCUCGAACAGCUCCGAAGGGACCGCGACGUGGCCUGGGCCGAAGUGGCACGCUUGCGAGCUCUCUUAAGAAGACGCCAGAAGCCCGCGGCCAUUUCAGCGUCGCCCUACGGCGUCGCGGAGCGGCGCUCGAGCUUCUCGCCGUCGCCGCCGCCGAGUCCCGCGCCCAGUCUCCAAUCAGCCUACAGCCAGCCGCAGACGUCUCCUGUACACAUGGGUUCGGAGCCCCCUACGCCGUCGUCCACGGUCACCUCAUUCUUCCGGUCCACGUCGCAGCUCACGCUACCGCGCAUCGACGACCGAAGGCGGACGGUUAACCUAUGUGCCUCGCUCAAUCAGACUGGGGGCUUUGCCGAGGCGGCUUCGUUCUCACGUCAAGCAGUCUCGGCAUCAAAAGCUGCACUCGGAAAGGAGCAUAUGAUCACGCUAAUGCUUUGGCAUUCGUUGGCUCAAAGUCUCUACCUCGACCGCGACGCUUCCCGGGAACAACUCCGCGAGGCCGUAGAAAUUUUGGAGCGCAUCUACAUUACAUCGCAGCGGGUCUUCGGCGGCCAACAUCCCCGCACGAACGAUAUCCGGUUCACCCUCUGCCGGGCGCGUGGUGAAGCUUUUUUCAGCAAGCUACGAAUCCGAUUUGUUAUACGCUUCAUCCGCUUUGUUAUAUGCUUCCUAAGAACAAAGGUCAAGUAAAUGCACCGGGU